UAUAUAUUGAAGACCACGGGUGUCAACGUCACUGCUCCGGCCGUUGCAGUUUUCUCGUCCAGAGGUCCCAACCAGCAGUCCAGAACUAUUUUGAAGCCGGACGUCAUGGCGCCGGGAGUGAACAUCCUGGCAGCUUUCCCGCCGUAUCUACCCGGGGAAGAUAACUCAUACGGCCAUCCUUUCAGAUUCUUGAGUGGCACCUCCAUGGCUUGUCCCCAUGCCACCGCCACCGCCGCCUUUGUCAAGUCCCACCGACCACAUUGGUCUCCCGCCGCCGUCAAAUCCGCCCUCAUGACCACCGCGCGGGUUGCGAAAGAGCAAAAUCCACUGGCGGAGUACGCGUACGGGUCGGGCGAAAUCGACCCGGUGAAGGCACUGGAUCCGGGGCUGGUAUACGACAUGUCGUUUUUGGACUACGUCCGUUUUCUCUGCUCGGAGGGCUACUCCAACACGUCGUUGAGCAUAAUGACGGACGGAGGAGACGUGAGCUGCCCGUCGCCGUCUAAAUACUCCGACACCCGUGACUUCGUCAACUACCCGUCCAUGAACCUCCAGGUGGCACUCGACUCCACGUCACCGUACGCUGCCGUUUUCGAGCGCACAGUCACCAACGUGGGGCCAGCGAAGUCAACUUACGUGGCAACAACGACGGCUCCAGCAGGGAUGGAGAUAAGGGUGGUGCCGGCGAGGUUGGAGUUUGAGAAAGUGGGCGAGAAGAAGACGUUUAAGGUGGAAGUGAAUGGGCCGGCGCUGCAGCAGCUGGGCCAGGAGAUGGAUCAGGUUCUAUCGGGUUCUUUGGUGUGGGCCGGGUCGUCGGGUCAUCGAGUUCGGAGCCCAGUCGUGGUUUCUUUGGCUUUCGUUCCUCUCUAA
This is a messenger RNA of Linum tenue, 870 nucleotides long. NCBI's taxonomy places the organism in Eukaryota, Viridiplantae, Streptophyta, Magnoliopsida, Malpighiales, Linaceae. The record is from the annotation of a GenBank genome assembly.